Acipenser ruthenus (sterlet) is the source of this 4495-nucleotide messenger RNA. RefSeq names its product cyclin-dependent kinase 17-like. Gene Ontology annotation, biological process: neuron projection development; exocytosis; protein phosphorylation. The record is from RefSeq and is a predicted model, not a curated record. Gene Ontology annotation, cellular component: cytoplasm; synaptic vesicle; nucleus. The transcript is spliced from 18 exons. The coding region runs from base 777 to 2420 and encodes 547 amino acids. Gene Ontology annotation, molecular function: ATP binding; protein kinase activity. NCBI's taxonomy places the organism in Eukaryota, Metazoa, Chordata, Actinopteri, Acipenseriformes, Acipenseridae.
ACCAGGUCACUGGUCAGCUUCGGGAUGAUUACAGUAAUAGACUAACACCCCGGGGCGUGCACGGCGUGGGUGUGUGACUGUGAUUAAUAUACCACAGACAGUGUCGACACUGUGUGCACAAGCGCUAGGGGACUCCUGUACCUUGCACUGUUCAACACCGGCCGGGCAGUACCGCCUCCGGACUCCACUCUAGUGUCAGAGCGAAGAAACUUUGUGGUGUUGCGCUUCGUCUCUGUUUCCACCUCGCCACUGGGAUUGCUGUGCAAAGAUCGGUUACAGGAAUGUUUCUACCUGCGAUGCCGUGUUGGUAGAGGCGGGGAAGCAGUACUACACAGUACGCACCACAGCAGCGUUCGCUUUGCUGGGUUGAUUUCUAGGAACCCUAACUUGUAAAACAGAACGGAGAUCCUGAGUGCAAAAUACGACACGUCUGGAGUUUGACAGGCGUUGAAAUUAUCUGUCCUGCCAAGCAUUGACUUGGCUCCGCUGCUGAUCGGUGGGUGACAAUCGAAAAUAAAAGAUUUAUUUUGGUCACGGCGAUAGAUGGCUUUCAUGCAGACUCCUCUGUCUUCGGGUUCUGUAGUCAGUGUUUUCCGGGAUCAUGAAGCUGCCAGCCUCCUGAGUUUUAUUAAUCGUAAUAACACGGCAAUUUACUAGUAGUAGAACCAGCCCGAACAGGAGAAGCAAAUUAUUAUUACAAGCACGACCCGAGAUACGAUUCCGUCAUCUCUCACAGUUUGCACGCUGGCACUUCCCCCCCGCGAGGCUCUGACUGGAUGGAUAGGAUGAAGAUAAUCAAGCGUCGCCUGUCAAUGUCUCUGCGCAGCGCCCGUCCCGUUGACGACUCGCUGUCCGAGCUGGCAGAGCAGAUCACGCUGGAUGAGCCCAACGGUGCCCGCGACAACGAGCCGAUGGUUCGGGUGGCACACCCCCCUGCCUCUCACAGCGCCCCCUCUUUCCUGCGGCAGUACGCUGGCUCGUUGGGGCGCGCAGCCCUGCUUAGGGACCCAGGAUCCGGCCGGCUGGGUGAGCGGCCCUACCUCUCCCUCGAAAGGACAAGCUCGCUCGGUAUCGUCCAUGAGAAUGUGAAGAUGGGCUCCGACGGGGAGAGUGACCAGGCCUCCGGGACGUCCUCAGAUGAGGUGCAGUCCCCGGUACGAGUGCGCAUGAGGAACCACCACCACCGCCGCAUCUCCACCGAGGACAUUAACAAGCGCCUGUCCCUGCCUGCGGAUAUCCGGCUACCAGAGGGCUACCUGGAGAAGUUUGCCAUGAACAGCCCGCCCUUCGACAAGCCCAUGAGCCGGCGGCUGCGGCGUGCGUCCCUGUCGGAGAUUGGCUUCGGGAAGCUAGAAACUUACAUCAAGCUGGACAAACUGGGAGAGGGGACCUACGCCACAGUGUUCAAGGGCAGAAGCAAACUGACAGACAACCUGGUGGCACUGAAGGAGAUCAGACUGGAGCAUGAGGAGGGGGCUCCCUGCACAGCUAUCAGAGAGGUGUCUCUGCUGAAAGACCUGAAGCAUGCCAACAUCGUCACUCUGCACGACAUCAUCCACACGGACAAGUCGCUCACCCUCGUCUUCGAGUACCUGGAGAAGGACCUGAAGCAGUACAUGGAUGACUGCGGGAACAUCAUGAGUGUGCACAAUGCCAAGAUCUUCCUGUUCCAGCUGCUUCGCGGGCUCUCGUACUGUCACCGACGGAAGGUGCUGCACCGGGACCUUAAGCCGCAGAACCUGCUGAUCAACGACAAGGGGGAGCUCAAGCUGGCUGACUUCGGUCUGGCUCGGGCCAAGUCUGUCCCCACCAAGACGUACUCCAAUGAGGUGGUGACGCUGUGGUACCGGCCCCCCGACGUGCUGCUGGGCACUACAGAGUACUCCACCCCCAUCGACAUGUGGGGUGUGGGCUGCAUAUUCUACGAGAUGGUGACGGGGCGCCCUCUCUUCCCCGGCUCCACAGUAGAAGAUGAACUCCAUUUGAUAUUCAGGAUACUGGGGACACCCACGGAGGAGACGUGGCCAGGGGUCGCCACCAGUGAAGAGUUCAAGACGUACAAAUUCCCCCGCUACCGAGCAGAGCCGCUCGUGAACCACGCCCCCAGGAUAGACAGCGACGGUCUGGAUCUGCUGUCAAAGCUUCUGCAGUUUGAAGCCAAGAGGCGAGUGUCUGCGGAGGAGGCCCUUCGGCACCCGUACUUCAAAAGCUUUGGAGAGGCGGUGCAGACGCUGCCUGACACUGCGUCCAUCUUCUCUGUGAAAGAGAUCCAGCUGCAGAGAGACCCAGGGAAGCGAUCGUUGGGGCACCCUGAAGCAGCAUCUCUUAAACUUGGCUCCGCCUCCUCAGAAUAUUUCCAGAAAGACGGAGCGAAACCACGGACACAUUCUCACGUUCUCUCCUCCCCCUCCACCGGCUGAACUCUCGUCCCACUCCGCCCAGGGAAAGAAUCGACGGCAGAGCAUGUUAUUUUAGCACGUUGGUGGUGAAGCCAGCGCUGCAUUGGAAGAGGACCGGCUAUCCGGAGGACUACAAAGAAACCAAAUCUGUGCUGCUGAGGACAUUUUUUUUGGGAGUGCCUUUCCAUCACCCAUCCCACCCCCCAUCCCCCAUCCCUCCCCCACCCCCCUACCCCGCCCCCCACUCUGCAGGGGAACCAGAGAACCCCUGAGCUCCCGAGAAGCACCGAGGGGCCUCCUGUAAAUAGAACAAUAGAACAGACCCUCCCUCCCACUGCCACUGAUGAUGGACCGACUUUCCAGAGAACAUUCGCGAUCAGGCAAAAUCCCACCAUCUCCUGUGCCAACUCGUAGAUAUAUUUAUGUUUUGUUUUAUUGAAUUUUAUUGCUUCAGGAAAUCAUGUAGGAGGACUGGAAAUUCAAGGGGGGGGGGGGGAUUCUGAGCUUCCCAUAUACCUCUGAUUGCUUGUACGGCUGGCUUCAGGUUUCGGGAGAGAUGGGGGUGUGUGAGAGGGAGGGAGUGGUUUUGCAGCCCCAUCAGGUUUUUUUGGGUACGUACAGAUAUAUUUGGAUUUUCACAUCCCCUACAUAUGUAUGUUCAAAUCAUUUGCAGUUUUAAUUGACUGAAACAAAUAUUUAUAUUGUAUAUUCAGGUUAGUUUAAAAAAUGAAGCAUGCCUGGGCUAUUAACAAAUGAGCAUUUGGAGGGCGGGAGAAGUGGAGCCUUUGCAUUGUGCAUCCAGCAGAGGGCGACCAUGCAGUAUGUAAAAAUCGAUUGCAAUUUAAAACUAAGUGAUUCAUUUCUAAUUUAAAGGGGAUGUGAGAUUAGCCCCACUUCCCCCUCUCUCCAGCCUGCUUCCCCUGUACCAGUACACAGGGAAGGGGUGAUGAAAAGGUCAUUACUGGCAUGUUUUUGUAGAUGUGAUGAUGUCUCCCCAGUAUUGUCUCCCAGUCUCUGUCCUGGGAUUAGUGCUGUCUCCCAUUCCGUGUAAUAAGAACCCCCCCCCCCCCCCCAAAAAAAAAAAAAACUUGAACCAAUCAUGAACGCCAUACUGAGGCCGCUGUGUUGUCUUCCAGUCCCUUUUUUAUACUGUAAGAAAACUUGUUUCGAUGUUUCGACUCCCAGUCCAGUUUCUGUUUAGGAUCCAGUGUUGUCUCCCAGUUUCUUUACUGGGGCCAGCCACUUUUCUUUUCAUUUUUUUUUCCAUCUGGGACCAGUCAAGUAACAGAUGAGGAAAGCGUGAAGCUGGAGGAGUUGUGUGAAAUAAGAUGAGAACCGGAUUUAUGAAUAGGCAGGCACAAUAGAAUGCCUGUCAAUUAUUUUUAGAAACGUAGUAUUUUUUUUAUUUAUUAUUUUAGGAUGAUUAAACAAUGCUGUGAUCUGACACCCCCUCCCCCUAAACACUAACACAGAAACAAAACAAAAUAAUUGUUUCCUACAUUUUAGCAGGAUUGGAUUUUAUUUUUUAAUUUUUAAUUUCGGGUUUAUAUAUAUAUAUAUAUAUAUAUAUAUAUAUAUAUAUAUGAAUAUAUUUAAAAACUAGAAUCACUUGAUACUAGACACGGUUGUAAAAGUCAAGACUUAAAUGUGAAAUGUAUGUAUUUCCUGAACUUCAAAACGGGAAAAAAAACAAGAAAGUAACUGGUGGGCUAAUAUAGGGUAAGAGUCGUGUGCACUGUGUAGUGCUGGGGUCCAGGGAGGUGAAACAGGUGAAGCCUGGCUUUGAGGGGUGCAGGACUGCUUGGAGUCAAACCAGUUGAAUAGGCCUCAGGCACUGGCAGAGCUAAGUGUGUUCAACACAUUGACUGCUAUGACAAGUAAACGGUUGGGAUCAGUUGAAUUCUGCUGCCCUGCCCUUGAGUUCUGGCACACUGUUUCCCCUCCAUUGCUCCGAUCGCUCCGGGUCCUGCCUGUCUGUGCCGGAUAAGAGGGGUGGCCAUGACCCCCUUGGUAAUGUAAAUGUGUAUCUCAACACCCGCCCAUCUCUGUAUCAUUUUGUACAUCACCGCUACCAAUAAACCCGAAAUGAACUAUCA